UCAUGCGUUAUUACGCUUGAAGUAUUUUACUUCGAAAAUGAAAAUUUAAGUUUUUGAUACUCCCGCCACACCCGGUAAAAUUUUAACCUCAAAAUACAACUCGAUAUGGUAUUUUGACGCAGAACAUCCGUAUCGUCCUGAAGUGACAGCAGUUUUUAUAUCUAUUUCUAUUUUUUGGUUUCUACGAAUAAUUUCUUAUUUGUGUUAUUAAUGAGAGUCGUGUAUAUACUGUGAUAGAGAACAAUAAAAAAUAAUACUUCAAAAAUGGAUACGAACAUUAUGAAUUCUAAUACUUGGAAAAUAAAAAUAUUUCAAAGCAAACAAGAAAAAUGAACACAAAACAAAAAAUUUUCGGCAUAAUAAGAAAUCAUGAUGUCGAGUUAAGCAAAGUAAACGAUAUUAUUAUUCUUGAUGAAUAAUUUAAAACCUAUAUCACUAAAAUUAGAAUUUGGUUUGAAAUUUAUCAAUGCAGAAUAUGUUAACAUAAAGUGGAAGUGUUAAAUAGAUCCUGGGAAAGGAUGUUUCAUAAAUAAAUAAAAAUGCAUUGAAAUUUCUACAAGUGGAUGUCAUUGGCAAUAUAAUAUCAGAAUUGCCGUCAUGACAAGUGCCGAACACUUCAUUAGCCUGAUUACUGUAGCAAGUGCAAAAAAAUUAGCUACGCUGCUGGUGGUCUGCUUCAUUUUUUACCACGGCAUAAUCCACCUAAUCUAUGGCAGUGAUUCUUGUAAAUGGUUAUUACAAGAAGGUCGGUACAAAGGAGACAAAGAAUGGCAGCCCUCUGGCUGCAUGAUGCAUCAUUACACCCAAACGGACAGCCGAAGAUGCCUGCGAUAUUUGGCUUUUAUGGGCCACAGGAAUCAUUUUAUUUUCAGCGGAGAUGCAAGAAUUCGGCAACUCUACAAAUCCUUCGUUUCUCAGUUUGUGGUGGAUGGAAAGCCGUCCGAUUUCGCUGAUUUACCAACCCGUUCAGAUCUCAAUUUCAAGGAUGCACAGCUCAGACUCCAUGUGCAAUUUCUUUGGAGACCCAGACUAGACGAUUCGUUGAUUGAGGAUUUUCGUGGUUGGAUGCAGACAGGAAAAGCACCGAGCAUGGUUGUCGCUGGCUGUGCAGCAGAGGACAUUCAAGCCAACAAUGCAAGUGAUUCUCAAUUGUAUGCCGAAUAUAGUACGGGCCUUGUACGACUGGUCCAACCAGCGGAUGAAAUUGCGAGGAAGGGCGGCCGAUUUUUGUGGAUGAUGCAAGAUCCCAUAGUCAAGGAAAUAUUACCAGCUCAUCUUUUAGGCAUAGACAAUAGACAAAUCAAUGUGUGCAACAAAGCUGCGAAAGAGAUUCUAUCGCAUAGCGGAGCUCAGCUCUGGGAGAGCAGUCGUUUAAUAGGAAGUGGAGUUCUGGAACAAAGUCCUGAUGGAUACCUCGCUAGUCCUCUGUCACUGCGUCACAAAGUUCAAAUAUUGUUGAACACCCAUUGCAACGAUCAUAUGAACUUCGACGACGGCAGUUGUUGCAGUUAUCCAGAAACUGCAACAACGCUACAACUCGUGACUUUAUCAGCCUUAGCGAUCUGCAUAACGAUGGGCGUGAGUAUGUGGUUGUAUAGAAAGCCAUGCCAACAACGACCAGAAGUAGCUUAUUCGCGAAUGGCAACCGACGACAUCGAAGAAGCUGAAGAAUCAAGUGUAAACGAGCUUUCAAAAACGGAGCUCGCUCCUACUCAAGAUUUUUAUACGUUGAUGACUUCACUGGCGCUUUUGUCGACGAUACUCGCAUAUUUUUACCUGUGCGAUCGCACGAAUUUCUUCAUGAAAGAAAACAAGUAUUACAGUGAAUUCAGCUUUUGGUUGCCUCUCGGUUAUAUUCUUGCACUUGGGCUUUUUUUCACGGAGGAUUGCGAACGUGGACCACGAGCACUGAAUCGUGAACAAACCGACGAAUGGCGUGGACUUAUGCAAGCCGUUGUACUUAUUUAUCACGUUACCGGAGCCAGUAACGUAUUACCAAUUUAUAUGCAUCUCCGGCUCAUCAACUCGGCUUAUUUAUUCUUAUCCGGAUACGGACACUUCUGCUAUUUUUGGCAGACCGGUGAUGUCUCACUCGUACGAUUUGCGAGGGUUCUUUUCAGAUUGAAUCUGCUCACAGUAACGCUGUGUCUUUGUAUGAACAGACCAUAUCAAUUUUAUCACUUUGUUCCGCUUGUUUCGUUCUGGUUUCUCGUCGUUUACAUACUGGCUUGGUUACCGCCACGAGUACAUUCCGGAAGUCUCGCAGAACACGGUCCACGAGCUUUACUUUAUUUGGCAUUGAAGCUUUUGGGGCUUGUAUCUGUGAUAACGGUUUUAUACAUGUCCGAGGUCUUCUUUGAAAAAGUGUUUGUAACGAGACCGUGGAAAGCUUUGUUCGUAACAGUGGACGACGACAUACGCGAAUGGUGGUCACGCUGGCGGGUCGAUCGGUACAGUGUUGCGUUUGGCGUUGCGUUCGGCGCUGCUCUCCUGGCACUUCAGAGAAUCGAUCAUGUUCCCGGCACCGCUCUCCCGCCGUUUCUGGCUCUCGUUUCGCUCGCGGCUUACACCACUUUUACGAUACUAUGCUUUUCUGUUUCUGAAUGCGAGGAAAUUCACUCUUACGUCGUUUUCAUACCGAUCGUUGGAUACAUCGUGCUCAGAAACUCUUCUCUAGCACUUCGUGGUAAACACUCCGUCCUCUUGGCGGGACUUGGAAGAAUAAGUCUCGAAACCCUCGUCAGCCAAGGACACGUAUGGCUCGCUGCCGAUUCUCACGGUGUCUUAGUUCUACUGCCUCGUUUUCCUGUCCUGAAUCUCCUCGUUACGUCGUUCAUAUUCAUAUGCGCCAGUCACGAGAUUCAUAGGCUGACGCUUAUAUUAGCACCGUAUGCGGUUCCAAACGAUUGGCGAUUAGUGGCACGAAAUUUACUGCUUUUCAUCGCCGUCCUUGUACCCAUUGGGAUUCACGAUGGCAUGUUCUGAUCUGAUCGACUAUAUUCGAAACGUUUCCACAUGUAGAUGCAAUCACAAAUGGAAUCUUGAGGCGCAAAUCAAUCGAAAACAAUUCGGAAAUAUUGAUUUAUUUAUUUAUUAUAUACGAAGAGCGAAUGAUAUUAGGUAAAAGUUGGGUGGGUGAUAAUAUUUAUCGAAUUUCAACGCGGAAUCGCCAUUUGGCAGUUGAAAAUCUGACUCUAGAUUCGAAAGAAAUGAAAUUCACUGGGCUUUUAUACACGACAUCUUUUUUGACAUCCAUUUUCUAUGAGCUGGCACCCUCAUGGGUUUACUAAAGAAAAUUACAAAUGAUAUUACUUAGGAAUUAGCAUCUGUAGGGAACAAAUAUUCUAUUGUCGCUACUUUGAGGAAUUCAAGCGACUGCAACGAGUCAAACGUUUUUUUUAAUCCUCAUUAGAUACUCUCGCCGCAUGAAGAGAAUUUAGGAUCAUAUGGACAAUUGAAAAUUGUGGAAAAAUACAAGUUUUUACGUUGCACUCUAAAAAUGUGAGUUUCGGAGUAUCGAAGCUACAAAAAACGACGCGUUGGCUAUGGUCUUUAGGCACAAAAAGUAAUGGACCCAGUACAGAUAUUAUUAUAACUUUUCCACACUUUAUUGACGACAAAAAAUUAAGAUCGAUUUUCGUCUAUAAUCCUGUUUCCCAAAACGACGUUAGCCUCUCCACUGGUAGGGUUUUUAAUCACACAAAACUGAAUAGCAACGAUAUUCCUGAGUUUUUGUACAAAGCUGAUCGAAAUACGGACAAAGAUUUUAUUUUUUAAAUGGAGACAGGAAAUGUGGCAUGGUUAUUGCUAGAGUUGAUUGAAUAAUGAAUAUUGAUAUGAGAUUGUUUUUCUAUCCAUUUUUUUCGUUCAUUAUUUUCAAGUUUAAGGCGAUACAAAUUAUUGAAAUAAGCAUUUUUUUUCUGUAUUCGUGGUACAGCAAAUCAGUUUCAAUCACGUGAGUCAGUUAAACUAUCAAAAACGUCCAUCUCGCACUCCAAUCAAAUUAUAUAUCAGUGAAAGGAUUAAAAAUAAUAAAUUGUGCAAAUUAUUUUUUUGAAAUCUUGUACAUUCAUUUAGGAGGAGAUACGAAUUUUUCUUUAUAGAAAAUUAUUAUGAAAAAAUUCAGGCAAGUUCUCUCAAGAAUGUGCUUUUUGGCGACUACGGUAUUUCAACUAGCGGCUGGUCUAUUUAGUUGAAAUUCAAUACAAAUCUUCGGAAUAUCGUUUUCCAACUACGGUGCUACCAUUAGGUCGAAACUAUCAUUUUUUUUUUAGAUCGAUGGAAAACAUAAAAAAAAUCAAUAAUCAGAGUUGAUCUUGUGAUUUCUUGUGGAAAAACCUGUUAUCUGAUUAGUGGUGGUGCCAUUGCUCGCAUUGAUAUGGUUUAAGAAUAUUUUCGAUUUUUAUAUUUUCACAGCACAAAAUGUUCGGCACAUUGGUUGCUAGUGAGAAGUUUUUAUCACACGCCGUUUAAUUUUUCAAGCACAAUUUUGCUGGAAAAAUGGUACCUGCUGAGGAAUGCGUAAUCUCGUGAAUCAAAUUCCAAAGAAAAAAUAAACUGAUUUAGAAUUAUUCUAUAUUAAGUACACAAAUUUAAAUUAAAUUUCUUCUUUCGACAUGGUUAACGAUUCAAAUAGGUGUAAAAAGUUGGUGGAGUGACUUGGAAUGUGGUUGGGCAGCAAAAUAGAGCAUUUUUUUCUUAUUCUUUUAUUAAUAAUUUACUCAGGUGCAAAGUGAUACGUUCUUAUGUACAAAAAUAUUGAAAAUAAACUAAUAUUCGUAGAAUCUUA
Molecule: messenger RNA, 4789 nt
Organism: Venturia canescens
Lineage: Eukaryota; Metazoa; Arthropoda; Insecta; Hymenoptera; Ichneumonidae
Product: N-acetylneuraminate 9-O-acetyltransferase
Exons: 10
Coding region: 598-2985 (795 amino acids)
Source: RefSeq, a predicted model, not a curated record